Bursaphelenchus okinawaensis is the source of this 3726-nucleotide messenger RNA. Lineage: Eukaryota; Metazoa; Nematoda; Chromadorea; Rhabditida; Aphelenchoididae. The record is from the annotation of a GenBank genome assembly.
AUGGGUGAACUACAAGAAGAAGAGAAGUUGGACUGGCGUGGCAUUUUGUGCACCGAUUGGCGGAGGUUACUGUACUGGACUGUAGUCAUACUCUUUUCUAUUGUGACAAUUAAAAAUUUGACUGAGAUCACGUUGGAGUAUCUGGACAAUCCGAAAAAGGCGGACUUGGAUAUUGUACUGAACAAAUCAAUGUCGAUGCCACCAAUGACAUUCUGCUUUCCGUCUGGGCACGUUCUGAGUAAUAUCGUGCAGAAUCUUGGGGAGAAUAGUACUGUUGCUUCGAAGGAGGCGCUGGAUGUAGGUUUUUAACUAUUUUGAAAUUAAAAUUUUUUUUUGUUUUUGGUUUUUAUGGCCUUGUUGUGUUUAAAAUGGUACUACACAGUCACGAUUGGUCUCAUCUAUUUAGAAAUAUUCACAUUUUUUUUAAAUCGUACUGUGUACUUAUAAAUAGUCUUAGCAUAUUACAAGUGGCCCUAUCUUCUUACAAAUGACCCUAUCUUCUUACAAUUGGCUUCACCUUUUGAUAAAUGGUCUUAGUAUUUCAGAAGUGGCCUCAUCUUCUUAGAAAUGGUCUUAUUUCUUCAUAAAUAGUCCCAGCUUCUCAGAAAUGACCCUAUCUUUCGAGAAAUGAUCAUAUCUUCUUAGAAAUGGUCUCAUCUUUUUAUAUAUGGCCUUAGUUUCUUAGAAAUUAGCCUACUUUUUUAGAAAUGGUACUAUCUUCUCAGAAAAUGACCCUGUCUUUUUAGAAGUGGUCCUACUUUCUUUGAACUGGCUCCAACUUUUUAGAAAUUUGUUAUCUUCUUAAAAAUGAUCCAAUCGUCUUAGAAAAGGUGCCAUUUUCAUAGGAAUAGCUCUAAUUUUGUCUAAUUAGCCUCUUCUUCUUUUAUAUGGGUUCACGUUCUUAAAUAUGGUUCUAAUUUGUCAAAAAUGAUCUUUAUAUAUAAGUACUAUAAUUAGUAACGUUCUUAUUAUAUUCAAUUCCAGAAGCAACUCCAAGCUUUUAACAUGUCAGACAGACUAGUAGCCAACCCAUGGACCGAUGAUCUAGUAUUCUCUGCGUUUGUCGCCCUAGCCGCGAUGCACACAAACGAAGUUGAAAUAUUCGAAGAUGAAGUGGCAGAGAAGCUGAAAACUUUUGGCCAUUCAAAAACUUGGCAAUUUGGAAAAGAAAAAGACUGGGAAAACAUCCAGUUUUGGCUGGAUUUCAUGAAAGAGAACGAUAUUGAAGUAGACGAUUUGAUCCAAGCUGUCGGCAUGAGGGCUAUGAUGAAGUAGGGGGAUUGUUUUACAUUAUUUUGAGGAAGAGGGAUGGGGUAGGGCAAAAAAAUAAAAAAAAAUUUUUUUUGGGCGGGGUAAAAUUUUUUUUGGGUGGCGUAAAAAAAAAUUUUUUUGUAGAAUAGUAAAACUUUUUUUGGGCAGAGUAAAUUUUUUUUGCUGAUAGCGGGUGGAAAUAAAAAAUUUUUAGGGGGUGAUUUAAAAAAAAAUUAAAAUUUUUAAAAAGUGAUGACUUUUCAGAGGCUUAACCCGAUUCGAACGUGAAACCCACAAACCACAGCCACCGACCGGUCGAAGUACUGUGCCAGCCAAAAUGCAUAUUGAAUGGAUAUCUUUUAAAGAUUUCUGUUUUAGACCCACUUUUAAAGAAGAUAUUCCUAUUGAGAGCCAGGUAAGCUUAAGAAUUAAAAAAUGGCAAGAACUUUCUUUACAAGUCAAAAAAUGGCAAGAACUUUCUUUGCAAAACGAAAAAUGGCAAGAACUUUCUUUAAAAGACUCAAAAUUUUUAAUUUUUAUUUGGCAAUACGUAUUUUAACAUAAUAUAAUGAAAUGUCACAAAAUAUAUUGGCCUUUCACUUUGUGUGACGAAAUUUCAAUAAAAGUAUUGGAUUCUUAGUUACUAUGAAGAAAUGUCAAACAAGACAUUAAAAAUGACAAAAAACUAAAGAAAACCUUAAAAAUGGUUGAAUUAAGCCUAAAAAACAUUAUUUAGGGCACAUUCUUCCUCCUAACCUUCAAAUUCAAUCCCAACUUCAUAGUGGACGAAGAUAGUGAGGAUGUUGUGCCAGAAGACGAAUGUGUAUUUAUUGACUUCCAUGGCUCUAGAUUCGACCGCGAACCGUAUAUGCUGGAAGGGUCUCAACGUAGGAAUGGAUUCACUGAACCAUUAUGUUUUGGCAGUAGAUAUGAAGUGUUACUGGAGGUGAGGCACGAGUACAACAUGAUUGAAACAGAGGAUGAAGGAGAAGCUUGUAAAGAGUAUGAAGAUGAUGAUGAGAAUGAUUUUACAUGCAGAAGCAGGUGUCGAUACGAGCAUAUUAAGGCUGGUUUUUUUGAAAAUUUAAAGUUGUAAAAUGGGGCAUUUUGGAGGAAUUAGGACCAUUUGGGUCUUUAUUGGGUAAAUAUAAGAAGGUUUUUGAAAAGAUGAUUAUUUCUAUGACGAUGAGACAAUUUUUAAGAUGAUAAGGUCAUUUCUAAGGUGAUAGGACUAUUUCUAAGCAAAUGAGACCCUUCUUAAGAAGAUAGGACCAUUCCUAUAAAGCUGGCGUCAUUUAUAAGAACAUAGGACCUUGCUGAUCAGAGAGGAUCAUUUCUAAGAAGAUGGUAUAUUUCUAAGAAGCUGGGGCUAUUUUUAAGAAGAUGUGAUCAUUUUUAAGGAAAUGGGGUCAUUUCUAAGAAGAGGGAGCCAUUUCUAAGAAACUGGGGCGAUAUGUAAGCAGCUGGGACUAUUUCUAAGAAGAUAGUACCAUUUCUAGCAGAUAGGACUAUUUCAAAACAGAAAAUUCUAAGAAAGUGGGCCCAUUUUUAAAAACAGAAAAGAAAUUUUAAAAAGAUGGUACCAUUUCAUAAAAUUCAAAACCAUCUUUAAGGAAUCUAAUUUUUUAACACAUUUAGGGUCUUUGUCAAUGUGUACCAAUAUCCUUAGCCGACCUGGUGGAGAAUGACGAAGACGAAAAUGCCAAAAACUUGACCUACUGUAACUACCAAAAGUGUGACAUAAAGGAUGACAAUUUCGAUGAACUGGAAUGCACCAAAAAGUGUGUCAGAGAUUGUCAUCAGCUCAUAUACAGUAUCAAAACGUUCCAAAGAGGACGUGUGGUCAUGUUAUCGCCUGAGGGGAAGCCGGCUGUCGCUGAUAAUGUGUUAAGUAUGGCACUACAGUUUGGAUCCUUUGAGUAUUUGAAGGUUGAACAAGAAUAUGCUUUUACUUUUGCAUCAUUCAUUGGCGAAUUUGGUGGAGCACUGGGCAUGUGGCUGGGCUUGUCUAUUUUGAGUGUUCUGCAGGUAGGGAGGGGUCGAAUCGGGGUUAUAAUAAGAGAAAAGAAAGUGGGGAUAACAAAACAUACAAUGGCAAUACCUUUCUUUACAAAACAAAAAACGGUGAGAACUUUCUUUACAAAACAAGAAAUGGCAAGAACUUUCUUUACAAAACAAGAAAUGACAAGAACUUUCUUUACAAAACAAAAAAUGGCAAGAACUUUCUUUACAUAACAAAUAAUAGCAAGUACUUUGCUUACAAAACGAAAAAAAUAAUAAAAAACAGACUUUUGUUACCUAAAUUACCAUAAAAAUAACAUUUUUUAGUUAUUUGUCUUCAUGACGGAAACAGCUACCAAAACGGUUACCACAAGACUGAAUGUUCAAAGUAUUCGACGAAAUGCCAGUAUGAAACAAACUCAAGCCGCUGCCCUCCCUAAGAAGGAGAAUGUCAGUUCGAUGCCAGUUUCAUAA